This is a messenger RNA of Oikopleura dioica, 2367 nucleotides long. The record is from the annotation of a GenBank genome assembly. NCBI's taxonomy places the organism in Eukaryota, Metazoa, Chordata, Appendicularia, Copelata, Oikopleuridae.
AUGGAAGCGCAGGAGCCAGAGAAGAAAUACGAGUUCGAAGAAGAGUGGAUUCAGUACCAAGGAGUCUGGACGCAAGUCAUUUCGCUCAAAAGGGAGGAGCCCAACGUGCCAAAAGAAAAGAGCAACAUCGACAAGUCCAAACUUAUGUUCCACUCGCAGAUGAAGCAGAAGCACUAUAUCAUCGACAAACUGGGCCUGUACGAACAUCCGCGGCUGAUUUUGAUGGGCCACUCGAUCGGCGCUAGAAUGAUGCUGGACUGCAUUCACGAGAAUACUCUUCUGGCGAUUGGGCUUACUCCAACUAUCGAAAGAAUGGCCAUCACGCCUAGGGGCAAGGAUCUGACGCCCCACUUCAAUAGCUAUAUCCAAGGGCUAUUUAAUUUGCAGUAUCUCGGCGAUCCGAACGAAUCUUCUACGGAUUCGAACGACAAUGAUCAGGAACCACUUCUUGCAGAGGGAGAAGACGAGGGAGAACUCAAAGCGAAAUUUGUGUGGAAGCGAAAAUACGGCGCCUGCGAAGCGAUCGGCCGUCUCCUCUCCGAAGCCUGCCCAGAUCUGCACGUGAUAGUCCUUGCCUUCGUCGCGCUCUUCAUCGCCGCCGGCUCCGAUCUCUUCAAUCCCUGGUUCAUCGGCAAGAUCAUCAACGACAUCGUCGUCAAUCAAGACGUCGAGAGCUUCAAGCGCAACAUCUUUAUCAUCAUUUUGGUGACGAUUUCCACCGGCGUCGCUACUGGCUGCAGAUCCGGCUUGUUCACGCUCGUCAUGGCCAGAAUGACGCUCCGGCUCAGGACGAAGCUGUUUAGACAAGUCAUUAAACAAGAAACAUCAUUUUUCGACUCCGUCCGAACUGGCGACAUAACGAAUCGCUUCUCUGCCGAUUGCUCGAAGAUGGUGGACACACUCUCGCUCAAUAUCAACAUCUUCUUGCGCUCGAUGGUGACGAUUGUCGGCUCCAUCGUCUUGAUGGUCAAGCUCAGCUGGGAGUUGUCGCUUUUGACCGUGAUUGGGCUUCCUUUUGGUUUCAUCCUCGGCCGCUAUUACGGCCACAUGUGGCGAGUGCUCCAGGAGAAGAUCCAGGAUACUUUGGCUGAUGCUGGAUCUGCAGCAGAGGAAGCUUUUGGAAACAUUCGAACUGUGCGCUCGUUCGCCAACGAAAGCGGCGAGUCCGACGUCUACGAAGAAAAGUGUCAGCUGGUGUAUACUUGGAUGCGUACGAAAGCGUGGUACAUGGGCGGAUACAUGUCCGGCAACAUCCUCAUUUCAAACGGUCUCGCGGCAGCGACACUUUGGUAUGGCGGACAUCUCAUCCUUGAAGAUAGAAUCAGUGGGGACACGCUCAUUCCAUUCGUUCUUUACCAGUUGAGUUUGGGAAAUGCGAUCGGCUCGAUUGGUGCCGUGUACACAGGCUUGAUGGAAGCAGUUGGCUCUGCAGAACGCGUUUUCCAACUGAUGGAUCGUCAGGCGGCAAUCGACUUGUCCGAGGGCGAGCACGCUCCUGCCAAGAUCGAGGGAAAGAUCGAGUUCAGAAACGUCAAGUUCAACUAUCCAACUCGACCGAAACAGCCGGUUCUGCAAGGACUGUCGUUUACCGCGCCGCAAGGAAAGGUCACUGCGCUUGUUGGUGCCUCCGGUGGCGGGAAGAGCUCGAUCGUCUCGCUCAUCACCAGAUUGUACGAACGAAAUGACGGGGACAUUUUGCUCGACGGAGUUGAUGUCAGAAAAUACACUCACGAAAGUCUCCACCGUUUGGUAACUGUUGUCCAGCAAGAACCGGUCCUCUUCGCGCGAAGCAUUCAAAAGAACAUUCUUUACGGGCCGUUUGAAGUGGACGACGUCGACGAGGCAAUCGAGAACGCGACGAAAAUGGCCUCUGCUCACGAGUUCAUUUUGAACAUGGCGGACAAGUUCGACACACAGUGUGGCGAAAAAGGACAGCAAUUGUCAGGUGGCCAAAAGCAGCGAAUUGCGAUCGCUCGAAGUCUCGUCCGCAAGCCGUGCGUUCUGAUCCUCGACGAAGCCACUUCCGCGCUCGAUGCUGCUUCUGAGAAGAUCGUCCAAGCUGCGCUCGACAGAAUUCAGCAAGAGGCCAACAUGACCAUCAUUCUCAUCGCGCAUCGACUAUCUACGGUUAAAAACGCCGACCAAAUUGUCGUUAUCAAUCAAGGAAACGUCGUGGAGACUGGAAAUCACGACGAACUAAUGACGAAAAAUAACCACUACGCAAAGCUGGUCGCUGCCCAGCUCGCUGAAAGUGGUCAAAACUCGCCGCAGAAGACCCUGAUCAAAGAAAAAGUUGUUUACAAGCGAGUAGUGACCAAUUCUAGCAGCCAAAAGGACUAUGACAUUAGUCCCGGCACUUCAGCUUGA